UAUUUUUUCUCCAAUGUAUAUGUCUUUCGGAGAUUCUUAUGUAGGAGACGAUCCUAGCCUGUGACCAAGCGGUCCAGCGAGAGAGGUGGCGAAUCGGCGAUGGAAGGCGAUGACGUGGAGAUGGCUGCGCCGGAAAGCGGAGCUGUCGUGGAAUUGGAUGAAAUGAAGAAGAGAUUGAAGGAGAUGGAAGACGAAGCGGCGGCUCUCCGCGAAAUGCAGGCCAAAGUUGAGAAAGAAAUGGGCGCCGUUCAAGACCCUGCUGCUGAUGCUGCAAACCAGGCUAAUAGGGAGGAAGUGGAUUCUCGGUCUGUCUUUGUUGGCAAUGUGGAUUAUGCGUGCACUCCUGAGGAAGUACAGCAGCAUUUUCAGGCAUGUGGGAUGGUAAAUAGAGUUACGAUUCGGACUAACAAGUUUGGGCAACCGAAGGGGUAUGCAUAUGUUGAAUUUCUUGAACCUGAAGCUGUUCAGGAGGCUCUUCUUCUCAAUGAAUCUGAGCUCCAUGGCCGCCAACUUAAGGUAUCAGCAAAGCGAACUAAUAUACCUGGCAUGAAGCAGUUCCGGCCAAGGCGUCCCAAUCCUUAUAUGGGCUUCCGGGGGAGGACACCAUAUGCAGCCCCGUUUUUCUAUCCUCCUUAUGGCUAUGGGAAGGUGCCUAGGUUCAGAACACCGAUGCGAUACAACCCCUAUUUCUGAGGCUCAAAUUCUGCAGAUACAAAUGUAUGCUUCAAAUGACCGAUCAAGCACACACCCCCACCCCUGAAAGUCCCUCCUGAGGGUGUUUAUUCUUACAUUGAGCUUUCAUGGGGCUUGGCUAAUGCUGUAAUGUGACUGACAGUCUUCAUUCAACAUUUUGUUUGGGUUGCAUCUUCAAGAAAAAACCAUUCCUUGCUCUUCUA
Ipomoea triloba (trilobed morning glory) is the source of this 896-nucleotide messenger RNA. Its product is annotated as polyadenylate-binding protein 2-like. Gene Ontology annotation, molecular function: RNA binding. The coding region runs from base 100 to 693 and encodes 197 amino acids. The transcript is spliced from 6 exons. The record is from RefSeq and is a predicted model, not a curated record. Lineage: Eukaryota; Viridiplantae; Streptophyta; Magnoliopsida; Solanales; Convolvulaceae.